Cyclopterus lumpus (lumpfish) is the source of this 915-nucleotide messenger RNA. RefSeq names its product gamma-glutamyl hydrolase-like. Gene Ontology annotation, molecular function: gamma-glutamyl-peptidase activity. Bases 1 to 915 code for a protein of 304 amino acids. NCBI's taxonomy places the organism in Eukaryota, Metazoa, Chordata, Actinopteri, Perciformes, Cyclopteridae. Gene Ontology annotation, biological process: tetrahydrofolylpolyglutamate metabolic process. Gene Ontology annotation, cellular component: vacuole. The record is from RefSeq and is a predicted model, not a curated record. The transcript is spliced from 9 exons.
AUGUCGUUGUUCUUUUGCAUUUAUGUCACGUGUCUGUUGUUCUCUUCGGCCCGGAGGAAUGACGUGCCCGUUAUCGGAAUACUGGCCCAAGAACUGCAUGUCCAAAGAUCCAAUCGAAGCGCUUACAUCGCCGCCUCCUACGUCAAGUUCCUGGAGGCGGCUGGAGCGAGGGUGGUGCCCGUCAGGCUCAGUCGGCCACUGGAGGAGUAUAAGAGGCUGUUCAACUCCAUUAACGGGUUCAUCAUCCCCGGAGGACGGGCCAGCGUCGUCUCGUCCAGGUUUCAAAGAGCCGCACAGAUCUUUUAUGAGCUCGCCAUCGAGGCAAAGAAGAGGGGCGACUACUUCCCCCUGUGGGGCACCUGUCUGGGCUUUGAGCUGCUGUUCUAUAUGACGAGUGAAAAGACCGAGCUGUCGUUGACCAACACGAGCGGCGUGAUGUUGCCCAUGUCCUUCACCAAUGAAACCAAAGGCAGCCGAAUGUUUCGAGGCUUCCCGACGCAACUCAUGGAAGACAUGGCUUCUGAGUCGCUCACCGGACACUCUCACAAGUGGGGUUUGAAACUGUCGAAUCAUAAAAAAAACAAGGUGCUGAAGAACUUUUUCAAAGUCAUCUCCACAAAUACGGAUGGACGAAUAGAGUUUGUGUCCACGGUGGAAGCGUACGACUACCCGAUUUAUGGGACUCAGUGGCAUCCGGAGAAAAACGCAUUCGAAUGGCGGAAGCCUUACAUUCCACACUCUCCAUCGGCGAUCAAGACCUCCUUCUACAUGGCCGACUUCUUCGUCAACGAAGCCAGGAAGAGCUUUCACAGAUUUAGAUCUGAGGAGGAGGAGCGGCGAGAGCUGAUGUACAACUACAACCCGGUUCACGGCAGCUCCACGAGUCCCUUUGAGCAGAUUUAUAUAUUCGGAUGA